AUGCUGGCGUUCGUUCUUUGUGGAUUAACAUACGUGUUUGUUACAGCAGACAUACAAGAAACAAAUCAGGUGAAAGAUGCUGAGAGCGUCUACGUUGAUAGUGCACAGACGACGAAUACACGAGUAACCGAGGGCCAAACCCAUGCCGCGGAAGAGGAGAGGCAAUUGGAGGCUACCAAGUUCGAAACGAAUCUAUCGUUAACAGAUUCUCCAAGCGACAACGAAGCUGACCAUGUGCAAACCCAUGACAUCCCUCCAACACCUCCCGCAAAAGACCAAACCCAAGAGGCCGCGAAAGAGGAGUGGCGGGACGCUAUCGAAAUGAAUCUAGUUGAUGCUCCAAGCCACAAAGAAGCUGACCAUGUCUCUGACACUAUGCAAACCCUAGACGUCCCUCCACCACUGCCUGCAAAAUACCAGUUUCAGGAAGAGUUGGUGAUCACACCAUUGCAUUCUGGGGAUACUUACGCCAGUUUCCAGUUCCGUACCCUGUGGGAUACAAUCUUCUUGCGAGGAAGUAAAGAGUUUGAUUUGAAAUAAUAUUUGGGUCAAUCACAUUAUGUUCUAGUCAUCUAUCUAGUAGCCACACAGGGACACUAGUCAUCAGUGCAUCUUCAGUCAAGAUCCUGUAGUGUAGACCCACAGUGCGGGUUUUGUUCCAGCCCAGCACUGUGGUUCACGUUUGAUUCAACUAACCAAUCCAGGGCUUGAUGAGUUGAAUAGUUGAACAAGGUGUUGUUAGCCUUACAAGCCAGAAUGUUGAAUAAAAUUACAUUUAAACUUACUCUACCGGUUGUCUGCGGCUUGACCUUAAGCUGCUCGAAUUUUGAGACAAAAUGUCCACAGGAAAGUAUUCUUUACCUGUUUAGUUUUAUAUUGGAUAUUGGGUUUUUCCCUCGUCAAUAGCGAUUGAACCAAGCAUGAAAAUUGUAUAUUCUGAAUCAGGGAGGAUGGAGAACGAUCAACACUUUUUUGUGCAUUUUUUAUUUUUGAAAUGUUUUUAUCCGAUUUCAAUUUUCACAAAAAUAUUUUAAAAAAUGUGUGGAUUGUUCUCCGUCCUCCCCUGAUUCAGAAUAUAACAAUACUUUCCUGUGGAUAUUUUGUAUGAAUUUUCAAGCAGCUGAAGGACAAAUAGCACAGACAACCGGUCGAGUAAGUUUUAAAUGUAAUUUUAUUAAACAUUCUGGCUUGUAAGGAAUAUUUACACGAUUUUGCAGGCAUUAGUUCCAUGGAAUGAGCAUCCAAUAUAGGCUACUAUCCGCAACCCAGUCUUAUGCUGAAGGAAAUUGCUCAAAUAAUCAUAAUACAUACACUAUAUAUAAAAACGUAUGUGAACACUCCUUCAAAUUAGUGGACAGGUGUAUAAAAUCGAGCACACAGCCAUGCAAUCUCCAUAGCCAAACAUCGGCAGUAGAAUGGCCUUACUGAAGAGCUCAGUGACUUUCAACGUGGCAUUGUCAUAGGAUGCCACCUUUCCAACAAGUCAGUUCGUCAAAUUUCUGCGCUGCUAGAGCUGCCCUGGUCAACUGUAAGUGCUGUUAUUGUGAAGUGGAAACGUCUAAUAGUCGGGAACAAUCAACACUUUUGUGUGAGUUUUUCAAUUUUCAAAAAAUAUAUAAAUAAGUGUGGAUUGUUUUCCGUCCUCCCCAGAUUCAGAAUAUACCAUUUUCAUUGUCAUGGCAUAUUUGUUUCAAUAGCUAUUAACGAGAGAACCUAACUAAAAAGUUGGGUAAACAAUACUUUCAUGUGGAUAUUUUGUAUCAAUUUUUGAGCAGCUGAAGGAGAAAUAGCACAGACAACCAGUAGAGUAAGUUUUACAUGUAACUUUAUUAAACAUUCUGUCUUGUAAGGAAUAUUUACACGAUUUUGCAGGCAUUAGUUCCAGGCUGUAUAUACCAAUUAAUUGUCUAUUGCAACCUGAUUAAUCAGACUAACUUGCUGUGCAUUCACUGUCAUCCGUACAUAGGCCCCAUGCCUAAUUUGUAUGACAGUUAUGUCCAAGUCAACAUACUAGUGUUAUAUGCAACUCACUGUUUUCCCACAAAAUGUAUAUUUUCAGUCUCCCACUACCGACUCUUCCCGACAUCUCUGGGCCAGGUGAUUUCGAAGUUUUCUGUGCGUGAGCUCCACAUCUCCUUCACUCAGGGCUACAGGAGGACCAUGCAGUGGGGCCAGACCUUCCUACCGUCGCCCCCUGGUGCCGAACUGUGGGUAUGGUUUCAGGACACUGUCACGGAGUGAGUAUAUACUCUAUAUUUAUCCACACAGGUUCACUUUCCUUACUGUUGAAGAUAGCAGCUUUAUAUCUGUCAUCAUGGUUAGUAGACGUAUAUAUCGAUACAUAUGUGUGAUGCUAGUCUCACCCAUUUUGUAAACUAUGACAGCCUGCACGAGGGACCAGUAUGAAAAUGUAUGCACUCACUGACUGUAAGUCGCUCUGGAUAAGAGCGUCUGCUAAAUGACUUAAAUGUAAUACACCACUAUCAUUUGGCCCAUUGAUUCUUUGACCAAGAACGUGUCACAACAUUUGACAGGCAUGUCUUUCUCAUUACUGGUGGCAGAUACUGGCCAUUUUACCCACCACCAUUUCUCCCAAACUAUGUCAGCAUUGAAAUUCUAUUGAAGUGAAUGAUAACCCAUCGUUUCGUCCUUUGUCUUGUAGUGUGGAUGUUACCUGGAAGGAGCUGACCAACGUCCUCUCUGGGAUCUUCUGUGCCUCGCUGAAUUUCAUUGACUCCACCAACACGGUGCAGCCCAGUGCCUCCUUCAAGCCUCUAGGCGUGGGCAACGGUAAGGCUCCUCACACUCAGCACCCAAGUCUCUACAGUAGCUAGCCUACCUCUGAACAGAGAGCAGGCUCGUGUUCAUAAGGGAUCAAAUGGAAGAAAACGAUCUGAAACAGCAUGAAACGGGGAGGUACCAUCUGUAAUUGAGUGGCGCAGUGGUGUAAGGCACUGCAUCGCAGUGCUAACUGUGCCACUAGAGAUCCUGGUUCGAAUCCAGGCUCUGUCGCAGCCGGCCGCGACCGGGAGACUCAUGGGCGGCGCACAAUUGGCCCAGCGUCGUCCAGGGUAGGGGAGGGAAUGGCCGGGAGGGAUGUAGCUCAGUUGAUAGAGCAUGGCGUUUGCAACGCCAGGGUUGUGGGUUCAAUUCCCACGGGGGGCCAGUAUAAAACAAUUAUAUAUAUGUAUUCACUAACUGUAAGUCGCUCUGGAUAAGAGCGUCUGCUAAAUGACUAAAAUGUAAAUGUAAAUGUAAUUGUCCGAUCAGAAACACUUUUCUACGGUGUGCCCUAUGAACAAGGCCACGUGCCAACCAAUGCUUUGCAUAUGCACUCAAAGGAAUCAUGACGCAGUUACGGAAUUAGAUAGUACAGUAUUAUUAAAGAUGUGAAACAAUACCGUAUUGAUGUGUGUCCUGUAUACGUCCUCUGCUAUACAGUAACUGACCAGCGCUUUCUCCGCUAUGCUGUGUUGCCGCGGGAGGUCGUUUGUACUGAGAAUCUGACGCCGUGGAAGAAGGCUGGUCUGGCAGUCCUAAUGAAGUCUGAGAAACUCUUCCACAGCAGCUUCCACUCCCAGGCUACACAUCAGACCUGUGUCAGGUAAGGUGUAUGUAUAUACAGUCUGUAGCUAUAUGUAUUACAACACUAUGGGCGACAUUUUCAUAGUGCAAAAGAAUUGGGCAAAUUGCAAAAAUUACUGUAAUCCUCAUUAUCUGGCAUUAUUACAACUACCUUUUAUCAUGUUGUCAGCCAUAUCAAAGAAAAAGAACCAGACAUUUUUGUUGUUGACUUUUUAAAGUAAUGAUGUAGAAAAUACCAAGCCACUGAUUUCACCUUCCAUCCUACUUGUAAUCCCGUUUGAGAACCUGUCACUGUUGAUGAGUCCCAGCCUUGACAUGACACUCGGCUACUGUUGUUUCAGGACUGGCAGUGCAAGUCCACAGCGUGGGAGCUGAGACAGACACUGAACGUGGUGUUCGACCUGCACUCCUCUGGCCAGAGCAAACGAGGUGAGAGAGGCCUCUCCUCAUUCAGUAUUAUACCCCUUUCGCAAUACUGAGCUGAGCCGAGCUGUUCCUCGCUGGACUGGUUACGCAUCGACCAUAUAUUUGCUGGAAACGUGGACAAUGUGAAAGGAAAAUAACUGUGCCAGUACAGUUUAGGUCGACUUGAUAGUGUGAAAAGGGUAUAACUAUACUGAACAAAAUUAUAAAUGCAACAUGUAAAGUGUUGCUUUCAUGAGCUGAAAUAAAAGAUCCCAGUAAUGUUCCAUAUGCAGAAAAAGCUUAUUUCUCUAAAAUGUUGUACACAAAUUGGUUUACAUUCCUGUUAGUGAGCAUGUUUCCUUGACACAAACCGGUUCUGGGGACAAUAAAAGGUCACUCUAAAAUGUGCCGUUUUGUCACAAAACACAAUGCCACAGAUGUCUGAAGUUUUGAGGGAGCGUGCAAUUGGCAUGCUGACUGUAGGAAUGUCCACCAGAGCUGUUGCCAGAUAAUUUAAUGUUCAUUUCUCUACCAUAAGCCACCUUCAAUGUUGUUUUAGAGAAUUUGGCAGUACGUCCAACCGGCCUUACAACUGCAGACCACAUGUAACCACACCAGCCCAGGACCUCCAUAUCUGGCUUCUUCACCUGCGGAAUCGUCUGAGACCAACCACCCUGACAGCUGUUGAAACUGGGUUUGCACAAGUGAAGGAUUUCUGCACAAACUGUCAGAAGCCAUCUCAGGGAAGCUCAUCUGCUUGCUCAUCGUCCUCACCAGGGUCUUGACCUGACUGCAGUUUGUCAUCGUAACUGACUUCAGUGGGCAAAUGCUCACCUUCGAUGGCCACUGGCACGCUGGAGAAGUGUGCUCUUUACGGAUGAAUCCCAGUUUCAACUACCGGGCAGAUAGCAGACAUUAGUAUGGCGUCAUGUGGGCGAGCGGUUUGCUGAUGUCAACGUUGUGAACAGAGUGCCCCAUGGUGGCGGUGGGGUUAUGGUAUGGGCAGGCAUAAGCUAUGGACAACGAACACAAUUGCAUUUUAUCAAUGGCAAUUUGAAUGCACAGAGAUACUGUGACGAGAUCCUGAGGCCCAUUGUCGUGCCAUUCAUCCGCUGCCAUCACCUCAUGUUUCAGCAUGAUAAUGCACAGCCCAAUGUCGCAAGGAUCUGUACACAAUUCCUGAAAGCUGAAAAUUCCCAGUUCUUCCAUGGCCUGCAUACUCACCAGACAUGUCACCCAUUGAGCAUGUUUGGGAUGCUCUGGAUCGACAUGUACGACAGUGUGUUCCAGUUCCCGUCAAUAUCCAGCAACUUUGCACAGCCAUUGAAGAGGAGUGGGACAACAUUCCACGGGCCACAAUCAACAGCCUGAUCAACUCUAUGCGAAGGAGAUGUCUGGCGCUGCAUGUGGCAAAUGGUGGUCACACCAGAUACUGACUGGUUUUCAGAUCCACGCCCCUACCUUUUAAAAAAAAAGGUAUCUGUGACCAACAGAUGCAUAUCUGUAUUCCCAGUCAUGUGAAAUCCAUAGAUUAGGGCCUAAUUAAUUUAUGUCUAUUGACUGAUUUCCUUACAUGAACUGUAAAAUCUUUGAAAUUGUUCCAUGUGGGUUUAUAUUUUUGUUCAGUUUAAUAUCACCUCACUAUUGCUAAAACAUGCUGUUAUUACCUAAAUGUACAGUCUCCUCUUGCGCUCUGACACUGCUUCAUAUACAGUGUGGAGAACAAGUAUUUGAUACACUGCCGAUUUUGCAGGUUUUCCUACUUACAAAGCAUGUAGAGGUCUGUAAUUUUUAUCCAGAAAAUCACAUUGUAUGAUUUUAAAGUAAUUAAUUGGCAUUUUAUUGCAUUACAUAAGUACACUGCUCAAAAAAAUAAAGGGAACACUAAAAUAACACAUCCUAGAUCUGAAUGAAUGAAAUAAUCUUAUUAAAUACUUUUUUCUUUACAUAGUUGAAUGUGCUGACAACAAAAUCACACAAAAAUAAUCAAUGGAAAUCAAAUGUAUCAACCCAUGGAGGUCUGGAUUUGGAGUCACCCUCAAAAUUAAAGUGGAAAAACCACACUACAGGCUGAUCCAACCUUUAUGUAAUGUCCUUAAAACAAGUCAAAAUGAGGCUCAGUAGUGUGUGUGGCCUCCACGUGCCUGUAUGACCUCCCUACAACGCCUGGGCAUGCUCCUGAUGAGGUGGCGGAUGGUCUCCUGAGGGAUCUCCUCCCAGACCUGGACUAAAGCAUCCGCCAACUCCUGGACAGUCUGUGGUGCAACGUGGCGUUGGUGGAUGGAGCGAGACAUGAUGUCCCAGAUGUGCUCAAUUGGAUUCAGGUCUGGGGAACGGGCGGGCCAGUCCAUAGCAUCAAUGCCUUCCUCUUGCAGGAACUGCUGACACACUCCAGCCACAUGAGGUCUAGCAUUGUCUUGCAUUAGGAGGAACCCAGGGCCAACCGCACCAGCAUAUGGUCUCACAAGGGGUCUGAGGAUCUCAUCUCGGUACCUAAUGGCAGUCAGGCUACCUCUGGCGAGCACAUGGAGGGCUGUGCGGCCCCCCAAAGAAAUGCCACCCCACACCAUGACUGACCCACUGCCAAACUGGUCAUGCUGGAGGAUGUUGCAGGCAGCAGAAUGUUCUCCACGGCGUCUCCAGACUCUGUCACGUGCUCAGUGUGAACCUGCUUUCAUCUGUGAAGAGCACAGGGCGCCAGUGGCGAAUUUGCCAAUCUUGGUGUUCUCUGGCAAAUGCCAAACGUCCUGCACGGUGUUGGGCUGUAAGCACAACCCCCACCUGUGGACGUCGGGCCCUCAUACCACCCUCAUGGAGUCUGUUUCUGACCAUUUGGCAACAUGCACAUUUGUGGCCUGCUGGAGGUCAUUUUGCAGGGCUCUGGCAGAUCUCCUCCUGCUCCUCCUUGCACAAAGGUGUAGGUAGCGGUCCUGCUGCUGGGUUGUUGCCCUCCUACGGCCUCCUCCACGCCUGUCUCCUGGUAGCACCUCCAUGCUCUGGACACUACGCUGACAGACACAGCAAACCUUCUUGCCACAGCUCGCAUUGAUGUGCCAUCCUGGAUUAGCUGCACUACCUGAGCCACUUGUGUGGGUUGUAGACUCCGUCUCAUGCUACCACUAGAGUGAAAGCACCGCCAGCAUUCAAAAGUGACCAAAACAUCAGCCAGGAAGCAUAGGAACUGAGAAGUGGUCUGUGGUCACCACCUGCAAAACCAGUCCUUUAUUGGGGGUGUCUUGCUAAUUGCCUAUAAUUUCCACCUGUUGUCUAUUCCAUUUGCACAACAGCAUGUGAAAUGUAUUGUCAAUCAGUGUUGCUUCCUAAGUGGACAGUUUGAUUUCACAGAAGUGUGAUUGACUUGGAGUUACAUUGUGUUGUUUAAGUGUUCCCUUUAUUUUUUUGAGCAGUGUAUUUGAUCACCUACUAACCAGUAAGAAUUCCGGCUCUCACAGACCUGUUAGUUUUUCUUUAAGAAGCCCUCCUGUUCUCCACUCAUUACCUGUAUUAACUGCACCUGUUUGAACUCGUUACCUGCAUAAAAGACACCUGUCCACACACUCAAUCAAACAGACUCUAACCUCUCCACAAUGGCCAAGACCAGAGAGCUGUGUAAGGACAUCAGGGAUAAAAUUGUAGACCUGCACAAGGCUGGGAUGGGCUACAGGACAAUAGGCAAGCAGCUUGGUGAGAAGGCAACAACUGUUGGCGCAAUUAUUAGAAAAUGGAAGAAGUUCAAGAUGACGGUCAAUCACCCUCGGUCUGGGGCUCCAUGCAAGAUCUCACCUCGUGGGGCAUCAAUGAUCAUGAGGAAGGUGAGGGAUCAGCCCAGAACUACACGGCAGGACCUGGUCAAUGACCUGAAGAGAGCUGGGACCACAGUCUCAAAGAAAACCAUUAGUAACACACUAUGCCGUCAUGGAUUAAAAUCCUGCAGCGCACGCAAGGUCCCCCUGCUCAAGCCAGCGCAUGUCCAGGCCCAUCUGAAGUUUGCCAAUGACCAUCUGGAUGAUCCAGAGGAGGAAUUGGAGGUCAUGUGGUCUGAUGAGACAAAAAUAGAGCUUUUUGGUCUAAACUCCACUCGCCGUGUUUGGAGGAAGAAGAAGGAUGAGUACAACCCCAAGAACACCAUCCCAACCGUGAAGCAUGGAGGUGGAAACAUCAUUCUUUGGGGAUCCUUUUCUGCAAAGGGGACAGGACGACUGCACCGUAUUGAGGGGAGGAUGGAUGGGGCCAUGUAUCGCGAGAUCUUGGCCAACAACCUCCUUCCCUCAGUAAGAGCAUUGAAGAUGAGUCGUGGCUGGGUCUUCCAGCAUGACAACGACCCGAAACACACAGCCAGGGCAACUAAGGAGUGGCUCCGUAAGAAGCAUCUCAAGGUCCUGGAGUGGCCUAGCCAGUCUCCAGACCUGAACCCAAUAGAACAUCUUUGGAGGGAGCUGAAAAGCGACAGCCCCGAAACCUGAAGGAUCUGGAGAAGGUCUGUAUGGAGGAGUGGGCCAAAAUCCCUGCUGCAGUGUGUGCAAACCUGGUCAAGACCUGCAGGAAACGUAUGAUCUCUGUAAUUGCAAACAAAGGUUUCUGUACCAAAUAUUAAGUUCUGCUUUUCUGAUGUAUCAAAUACUUAUGUCAUGCAAUAAAAUGCAAAUUAAUUACUUAAAAAUCAUACAAUGUGAUUUUCUGGAUUUUUGUUUUAGAUUCCGUCUCUCACAGUUAGUGUAUCUAUGACACAAAUUACAGACCUCUACAUGCUUUGUAAGUAGGAAAACCUGCAGUGUAUCAAAUACUUGUUCUCCCCACUGAAGGUGCAUUUGCCUGCUAGCUAUACUUUGCAAAGCAAAAAUGGCACAUUUUUCUAAUCAAAAUUUAUUUAAAGUGAAUUUACAAUAGCAACCCACUUUACAGUAAAACAAUCAAAUGAAGGAGAUGAAGAACAAAUAACUUUUCAUGGAAAAGUCACUUCUUUCUGCUGUGGUGUACAGACAUUGGUCUUCUGAGCUCCAUGAAAAAGACUGGUCACUGCAUUUAGAAACAUACAAAAUGGAGGCCAUGAACAUGAUGGUGAUGUGUUGGGUUACUGGGUGUUUCCACAGAGUGGUCCCUGUUCAAGAUGUUCUCUCGUACCCUGACUGAAGCCCCCCUGGCCUCCUCCAGUAAAGUGGACGUCACAGACAACCCUCAGGUCAGCAACUUUACAUGACCGCUAGCUUUACAUUUCUAACUUUACAUGAUCGCAUACUUUACACAACUAACUUUACAUGACCUCUAACUUUACAUUAAUCCAAAUUCUAUUUAGUUAGCAGACGCUCUUACUCAGACUGACUUAGUUACUUCGUACAGUCAAGGAACAGGGCUUCAGCAUCAGUUUGAGUUUCAAAAGCAAAUUCUCUUUAAGUAAGAAGAAAAGUCAGCAGUCAGCACCAAUAAUACGUACAGAAAUGAGAACAACUCAACACUCCACGGUCUUCCUAUUGAAAUGAGCCUUUCUCAGGCUGUUAUUGGGACUGACGUCUUUGUGUAUGCCAAGCUUUAGUCCAAUCACUAACAUACCUGCUACAUUGGUGCAUCGCAAAAGUAGUUGGCUGAGCUACUAAAACACCAGUCAACACUACUUGUAUGGAGAAGUGCAAUGGGGACUUGCUCUCAAGCUGUAGGUUCAAACAAAUUCUCCAGCUGGUUGUCACCUACAAAUGAUCAGAGAUCCGGAGUAAGGUUCAUGGCAGGGCAGGCAACUACGGGAGAUCAGAUGUAACACUGAACACUCAUUAGUUAGUCUUGUAAACGGACCCUAGAUAGGGUAGUUGUUCAAAUUGAAACGUUAGUCUCAUUAGUUAGGCUUUUAAACAGACACUAGAUGGGGUAGUUGUUUAAAUUAAAAUGUUAAUGAGUUUCUAUUUUAAUCAUGUUCAUGUUCUUAUGUAAGCUGGACUACAAUUCAGUUUUCUUUAUUGUAAACUGCCAAUGUGUGCCAUUGUGGCACAUGUAUUUGUGUAAAUAAAACCUAUUUAUCUCUAUCAAUCCUAUGGUAGUUGUGCAGGAUGAGAUUGUUGUUGUGUUUCCCUUAUAGGGGGAGCUGUUUGAGUUGAGCCCAGCCACUCCCAUGCUGAGCCAGGCUGUGGUGCUGGGGAAUCGGAGAACCUACUCGGUCUAGGACCUCAUCAACCAGGCCACGUUCGGACAGACGCGCUCCCUCAACAUCCUGCUGCGAUGGAGAUCAGCAGAGAGUGGUGAAUGAGUGACACAGGACAAGGACACGACUCCAUAUGUGGGCUGUGUUUCAUUCCAGGAAAGAUGUCCCCUCGACAGUCUGUUCACUUCUCUUACACAAGUGGAAUAAGAAACAGUCCCUAUCCCUCUUGUGUAUUUUAUUUAAAAAAAACUACUCAAUCCAAUUACAAUGCAGUUACUAAAGUACUAAGAAACAGCAUGUUAAUACAAUGUUGUUAAUAGUAUAAUUUUCAGUUACUGCACAGUAAGAUAAUGUCGUGUUACAGAAAAGGGAAGAUUUUGUGAUAUUAAUGAAUUUUCAUGUAGGGUGUUUUUAUAGAAUUGACCAUAUAGAAGUUAUAUUUCUGUUCUAGUAUUUAUAUUGACCAUAUGAAUGCUCACUCCUUUCCUCCCACCAGGAGACAUGCUGCGCCCUCUACUUCACGGAGAGCGCUAUGUGUCAGGCUACGGGCUGCAGACGGGGGAGAUCCACACCCUGGUGUACAACCACCACCCGUACCGGGCCUUCCCCGUCCUCCUGCUGGACACCGUGCCCUGGUACCUGCGUCUCUACAUCCCACACACUCACUGUCACCAGCAAGGGCCGCGACAACAAACCCAGUGAGUACUGCUGCUGCUCACCUGUUGACAUUGUUCCACCUAGGCCUGGGUCGUGUUCAUUAGGCAACAAACCAAAAAAAUCAGACUAAAACAGGGAGGGUCUUCCUGGCCUUGUCUAAUAUACAACUGUUUUUCCGUUGCAAAACAUUUUCUGUUGGGUCCCCUACUGAAUAUGACCCUGGUUCCUUUUUGAUCAACUAACGUUUAGAUUUGUGCACUUUGAAGAAGUAGGGCCUAGCGUUGAUAUGAAUGUCAGCUACAUAUUAAUAGCUCUUGAGGGAAAGGCUGUGCAUCUAUCAGUUACAUAUUUAUGACACUGAAGCACAUAAAUAUGUAACUGAUAGAGACACGCACACUACAUGUUAAUGUUUUAAAAUGUAUAUUUUGUGUGUAAUGCCUUUUCCGUUAUGUGUUGUACCCCAGUAAGACUAGCUGUCGCCAUUGGCGUUGGAUAAUGGGGAUCCUAAUAAAAUAAAUGAAUGUGCCUGACCUACAAUGUCACAUUUAAAGAGAACUUGAAAGAGGUUUUUAUAUGCCUAUUGGCUUGUUAGGAAAUAGGAAAGGACGUGUCUUUUCAAUAUUAAGACAUCCCUUUUCUUUUCCUAUAGAAGUUGUUAAUUUCAACAAACAAUAAAUAAGACAAAAAAACAGAACUGAGUGUGCAUAACUAUUCCCCCCCCCCCCCCCCCAAAGACAAUACUUUGUAGAGUCACCUUUUGCAGCAAUUACAGCUGCAAGUCUCUUGGGGUAUGUCUCUAUAAGCUUGGCACAUCUAGCCACUGGGAUUUUUGCCCAUUCUUCAAGGCAAAACUGCUCCAGCUCCUUCAAGUUGGAUGGACUCCGCUGGUGUACAGCAAUAUUUAAGUCAUACCACAGAUUCUCAAUUGGAUUGAGGUCUGGGCUUUGACUAGGCCAUUCCAAGACAUUUAAAUGUUUCCCUUAAACCACUUGAGUGUUGCUUUUGCAGCAUGCUUAGGGUCAUUGUCCUGCUGGAAGGUGACCCUCCGUCCCAGUCUCAAAUCUCUGGAAGACUGAAACAGGUUUCCCCUCAAGGAUGUCCCUGUAUUUAGUGCCAUCCAUCAUUCCUUCAAUUCUGACCAGUUUCCCAGUCCCUGCCGAUGGAAAAACAUCCCCACAGCAUGAUGCUGCCACCACCAUGCUUCACUGUGGGGAUGGUGUUCUCGGGAUGAUGAGAGGUGUUGGGUUUGCGCCAGACAUAGUGUUUUCCUUGAUGGCCAAAAAUAUCACUUUUAGUCUCAUCUGACCAGACUACCUUCUUCCAUAUGUUUGGGGAGUCUCCCAUAUGCCUUUUGGCGAACACCAAACGUGUUUGCUUAUUUUUUUCUUUAAGCAAUGGCUUUUUUCUGGCCACUCUUCCGUAAAUCCCAGCACUGUGGAGUGUACGGCUUAAAGUGGUCUCAACAUCAACAGUGAAGAGGCGACUCCGGGAUGCUGACCUUCUAGGCAGAGUUGCAAAGAAAAAGCCAUAUCUCAGACUGGCCAAUAAAAAGAAAAGAUUAAGAUGGGCAGUCUGAGAUAUGGCUAGAUAUUCCUAGAAGGUCAGCAACCCGGAGUCGCCUCUUCACUGUUGACGUUGAGACUGGUGUUUUGCGGGUACUAUUUAAUUAAGCUGCCAGUUGAGGAACUGUGAGGCGUCUGUUUCUCAAACUAGACACUCUAAUGUAUUUGUCCUCUUGCUCAGUUGUGCACCGGGGCCUCCCACUCCUCUUUCUAUUCUGGUUAGAGACAGUUUGUGCUGUUCUGUGAAGGGAGUACAGUGUCUACACUGUAUUUCUGAUCAAUUUGAUGUUAUUUUAAAGGACAAAAAAAUAUGCUUUUCUUUCGAAAACAAGGACAUUUCUAAGUGAGCACAACCUUUUGAACGUUAGUGGAUGGAUGGAUGGAUGGAUGGAUGGAUGGAUGGAUGGCACCAAUUGUGCAAGUUCUCCCACUUAAAAAGAUGAGAGAGGCCUGUAAUUUUCAUCAUAGGUACACGUCAACCAUGACAGACAAAAUGAGAGAAAAAAAUCCAGAAAAUCACAUUGUAGGAUUUUUAAUGAAUUUAUUUGCAAAUUAUGGUGGAAAAUAAGUAUUUGGUCAAUAACAAAAGUUUCUCAAUAUUUGUUAUAUACCCUUUGUUGGCAAUGACACAGGUCAAAUGUUUUCUGUAAGUCUUCACAAGGUUUUCACACACUGUUGCUGGUAUUUUGGCCCAUUCCUCCAUGCAGAUCUCCUGUAGAGCAGUGAUGUUUUGGGGCUGUCGCUGGGCAACACAGACUUUCAACUCCCUCCAAAGAUUUUCUAUGGGGUUGAGAUCUGGAGACUGGCUAGGCCACUCCAGGACCUUGAAAUGCUUCUUACGAAGCCACUCCUUCGUUGCCCGGGCGGUGUGUUUGGGAUCAUUGUCAUGCUGAAAGACCCAGCCACGUUUCAUCUUCCAUGCCCUUGCUGAUGGAAGGAGAUUUUCACUCAAAAUCUCACGAUACAUGGCCCUAUUCAUUCUUUCCUUUACACGGAUCAGUCGUCCUGGUCCCUUUGCAGAAAAACAGCCCCAAAGCAUGAUGUUUCCACCCACAUGCUUCACAGUAGGUAUGGUGUUCUUUGGAUGCAACUCAGCAUUCUUUGUCCUCCAAACACGACGAGUUGAGUUUUUACCAAAAAGUUCUAUUUUGGUUUCAUCUGACCAUAUGACAUUCUCCCAAUCCUCUUCUGGAUCAUCCAAAUGCACUCUAGCAAACUUCAGACGGGCCUGGACAUGUACUGGCUUAAGCAGGGGGACACGUCUGGCACUGCAGGAUUUGAGUCCCUGGCGGCGUAGUGUGUUACUGAUGGUAGGCUUUGUUACUUUGGUCCCAGCUCUCUGCAGGUCAUUCACUAGGUCCCCCCGUGUGGUUCUGGGAUUUUUGCUCACCGUUCUUGUGAUCAUUUUGACCCCACGGGGUGAGAUCUUGCGUGGAGCCCCAGAUCGAGGGAGAAUAUCAGUGGUCUUGUAUGUCUUCCAUUUCCUAAUAAUUGCUCCCACAGUUGAUUUCUUCAAACCAAGCUGCUUACCUAUUGCAGAUUCAGUCUUCCCAGCCUGGUGCAGGUCUACAAUUUUGUUUCUGGUGUCCUUUGACAGCUCUUUGGUCUUGGCCAUAGUGGAGUUUGGAGUGUGACUGUUUGAGGUUGUGGACAGGUGUCUUUUAUACUGAUAACAAGUUCAAACAGGUGCCAUUAAUACAGGUAAAGAGUGGAGGACAGAGGAGCCUGUUAAAGAAGAAGUUACAGGUCUGUGAGAGCCAGAAAUCUUGCUUGUUUGUAGGUGACCAAAUACUUAUUUUCCACCAUAAUUUGCAAAUAAAUUCAUUAAAAUUCCUACAAUGCGAUUUUCUGGAUUUUUUUUUCUCAAUUUGUCAUAAUUGACGUGUACCUAUGAUGAAAAUUACAGGCCUCUCUCAUCUUUUUAAGUGGGAGAACUUGCACAAUUGGUGGCUGACUAAAUACUUUUUUUCCCCACUGUAUGUAUACUUUUUUUUAAAUAUGGCUUUCCUGCUUCUGCAAAUAAAUACGAAUUCUCUCUCCUCUACCUAGGUUACAUCCACUACCAGCCGUCCAAAGACCGCCUUCGGCCCCACCUGCUGGAAAUGUUGGUCCAGCUGCCCCCUAACUCUGUGAUCGAGGUCACCGUACAGUUUGAGAGGGCACUCCUGAAGUGGACGGAGUACACCCCCGACCCCAACCACGGCUUCUACGUCGGGUAUGACUUUGAAGUCUACAGAAACAUAAUAAAUACCUAUUUGUCUAUGCUAUGGGUCAAGUUCUGUACUCAAUCUGUCUUUGUCUAAAGAAAUGCUAACUGCAAUAGAAACUAUGACAGUUAAUGCGCCCUUUUGUCAUAACGUUGUGAGGUGUUGUUUGCCUAUAAUUGCUGUCAUAGCUUUUAGAUUUGUGCUUCAGAACUGGGUCCAAAUACAAUUAGGAAUCUUUCAAAUUCCUUUAGAAAUUCCUUUAGCCUGCCUGGAGUGCCAGAUGGGUGGAGUUUGCAGUUUUACCACUAUUGGUUCCAUUGUGCCAAGCAAGGUCAAUCAAUUAUGAAAUAAUUUAAAUAUUUGUCUUGACUUUGAUUUUGAAUGAAGAUGGGGCCAUGGCUAAAAUUGAGAUAUACCACUUGUUUGUAGUCUGCAGAUAUUCAGGUUUCCAGUAGCAGAUAUUUGAUUAAAUGUUGUCCCUCGCUUCAGGUCUUCUGUUAUCAGUGCUCUCGUGCCCAGUGUUGUCGCCAUGGAUACCAACAGCACCCAGGAACGUCCGCUUUUCAGCAGCUUGUGAGUCAUAAGGCUGUUUAUUUUCUUUAAGUACUGGUUGAGCACUUACGUAGCAGUUGUCUUAAGUGUGUUAGUUUCUCACCUGAGGUAAUGCAAUUUAAAUGAAUCUCUGGAAAUUACACCAAAUAAAAUCCUCUUUGAAAGUAGUGUACCAUACCUCAAUUCAUUGAUUUGGAAUGGAAUUGACCCCCAACCUUUAUAGGUUAUUGUAAUAAUGCAUUUCUGUAUUCCCAGUUUCCCAUGUAAAGAGGAGUCCAGUUACUUCAUGCAGGUCUACACGGAGCCUCUGCUAGUGAACCUGCCAACCCCUGAUUUCAGCAUGCCCUACAACGUCAUCUGCCUCACCUGCACCGUGGUGGCUGUGGGUUACGGCUUCCUCUACAACUUCCUGACCAGCACCUUCCAGGUGGAGGAGCCCAGCCCGGGCCUGGCCAAACGGCUAGCCAACAUCAUCUGCAGGCUCAGGGGUGUGCCGCUGCUGUGAUGGGCCAGAAUGCUAUCAUGCUAACGCUAACAACAUUAUCUAGCACAUUUUUGCAGUGGGGCAAUGAGGUCAGGUAUUACACCACUUGGGAAAUGUGAAGAUAAGUUUCAGGGAGAUGCCACUUUAAGCAUGUGAAGCUUCUGCAAUAAAAACAAAACUCUCAGUUCUGUUUCGUGGAUGAAAAAGGAGUUAAACAAUGAAGUAUUUGAUGAAGUGUCAUGGAUUCGAUGAACGUUCAAGGUAUUUUCUCGCCGUGAGGAGCAAAAAGGGUGGUAUUUCUUCAGUGCACUACUACUGUUGGUGUAGUUGAACAGAGAAUAAGGCCUUUUUAGUGUUUGUAACGAAGGAACCAAAGUGUUUGCUCCAGGUUUCAGUGGGGACAGUUGGCUGCCAGAUGCGGCAGCAGAUCA
Coregonus sp. 'balchen' is the source of this 16010-nucleotide messenger RNA. The record is from the annotation of a GenBank genome assembly. Lineage: Eukaryota; Metazoa; Chordata; Actinopteri; Salmoniformes; Salmonidae.